Molecule: messenger RNA, 2643 nt
Organism: Lacerta agilis (Sand lizard)
Lineage: Eukaryota; Metazoa; Chordata; Lepidosauria; Squamata; Lacertidae
Exons: 8
Coding region: 1-2643 (880 amino acids)
Biological process (GO): transmembrane transport
Molecular function (GO): monocarboxylic acid transmembrane transporter activity
Source: RefSeq, a predicted model, not a curated record
AUGACCAUACUGCAGAGACUUCUAUCUGUGGUACUGUUGUUUAGACAUGGCUUGAGGCGACAGAGAACUCUGGCUGAGAUAAAUGCAGAUGCUUCGUUUUUAUACCCCCCUCCUGACGGGGGUUGGGGCUGGGUUGUGGUGUUGGCAGCAGCGACCCAUUCCUUGUUUAUCAGUGGCUUCCACAGUGCUUUUGGCGUUUAUAUGAUGCCCCUUCUUACAACCUUCAAUGCAAGCAACUCACGGAUAGCCUGGAUCGGAUCCAUCAGCUAUGCUUUCAUUAUGAUAUUUGGUCCUAUAUCUGGAAAACUUCUGGUGAAAUAUGGAGCCAUCAAAGUGGCAAUAAUUGGAGCAGUGGUUGUCAUAUUUGGUCUAAUGUGUUCAUCCUAUUCCUAUGAUUUGCGUUUACUAUUUUUCACUCAGGGAAUCAUUGUUGGCGUAGGAUCAAGCCUAGGCAGCACUCCAGGCCUGAUAAUGGUCAGCCUUUACUUUACUAAAAAGCGCUCAUUUGCAACUGGAAUGGUGAUGGCAGGAGGGUGCGCAGGAACUUUUGUGCAGAAUAAACUUCAUGAGUACUUAAUUCAGACAUUUGGAUGGAGACGUAGUCUACGUGUAUACAGCGGAAUUCUAAUAAUAUGCAUCAUUGCGGGAUUUGCAUAUAAACCUCUUCAAAAACAUAGAGCUCAUCCAAGUGUAGUCGAAAAGUUUAAAACAUCCCCACUAAGAGGUUUUAUUGUUGAUUUAAGUUUGUGGAAAGAUCGUAUCUUUGAGGUUUGGGUCUGUUCUCUUGGAUUAGCCAAAUUUGGAUUCUUCAUACCAUUUGUGCAUAUGAUUAAACUUGCUGGUGACCUGGGCAUUCCACUGGAGAAAGCAUCCUACAUUAUGGUAGCAAUUGGAGUGAGCAGCAUGGUUAGCUCUCUUCUAUUUGGAAAACUCUGUGAUAUUGAACGAAUCGAUCGGCUGUAUCUUAACCAAGUGUCCAUAUUGUCUGUCGGUGUGGUAUAUUUUAUCAUUCCUCACUGUACAAACUUUCCCUCCCUAAUAGCAGCUUGCUCUGUUUUGGGAUUUGUUGAUGCAGGAAACUAUGUUCUCUUACCUGUCCUCACGUUUGAUUUGAUGGGGGCAGAGAAAAUGCCAGUUGCAUGGGGAUUUCUCAUGGUUGUCAAUGCAAGCAGUUGUUUUGGCGCACCCUUUGCAGGUGCAAUGUAUGACUUGUACGGCAGCUACACUAUUGGGUUUGUAGUAACUGGAGUUUGCAAUAUUGCCGCAGCUAGCAUCCUUGCUUUCAUUCCAUGGCUGCAAAGAGAAACCACACAGUCAUCGAAAAACUAUCUUAAUGCUUCUGUAUGUGUGAUAACAAACACCAUAGUUCCUUGGCAAUCACCCACUCCUUCGUUAGGGAGUCUAACUUCCUCAUACACAAAAACAAUUUAUGGUGGUGAUGACACGCAAUCUUACCAUUCAAAAAGAUUUAGUAUUAAAUCAUUCAGUGUGAAAUCAUUAAAAAGCAUAAUGAAGUCAGAUGCAACAUCUUUUAAAAGUGUGACAGAUCCUUUGUCAAAAGCAGAACCAAAAUCUUCCGCUGGGACAUUGGAUAUUGACUCAAAAGAACAGGUUCAAAGAAAUAUAGAUUUGAUGCCAAUGCAAGAGUUAAGCACACCAGAAACAUCAUUUAAAAGUGAAAGUGGAUUGAUAAAACAUCCAGAAUACAUUUCCUACAAAAAAGAUGCUUUUCUAAACACAUUUGAAGCUGAUGAAGAAGAGAAAUUUGUAAGUGAAAUUGAUUUGAGGCCAAAAAAGGAACUAACCAUAUCAGAUGAAGAAACUUUUGAAUCUACAAAACAGUCAGAAUGCUUUCCCCAUAAAAGAGAAGAUGUAGUGACCUUCAUCAACGAAUGUGAUGGUGAAGAAGAGAAACCUGAUAUCAUAAAAGAGUUGAAGCCGAUACUGGUGCUACCCGUAUCAGAAAUACCAGGACCUGUAAUACAUGGAGAGCACAAAGUGGCUUUCGCAGGUGAGCGUUAUGAUGACGAACAUGUGCACUUUGGUAGUGUCACUGACUUUAGGCCAGUGCAGGUGCUAACCAUAUCAGAUGCAGAAACUGCAGAAUCUACAAAACCAGCCGAGCGCAGAGUGGCGUUUGCAGAUGACCAACCUGAAGAUAAAGGAGAGCAUCCUGAGGGCAGAGCUGAUAUGAGGCCAGUGCAGGAGAUACCAGUAUCAGAUGCAGAAACUUUGGGAUCAUUCAAACAAGCAGAGCGCAGAGUGGCUUUUGCAGAUGACUAUUAUGAUGCCGAAGGUGUACAUACUGGGAGCUCUACUGGCUUGACGCCAAUAUCCAUAUCAGAUGCAGAAACUUUGGGAUCUUUAAGACAAACAGAGCGCAGAGUGUCUUUUGUAGAUCACCAACCUGAGGAUAAAGGAGAGCAUCCUGAGAGCAGAGCUGAUUGGAGGCCACCGCAGCUGCUAACCGAUGCCAAGAGUUCAGGAUUUAUAAAUCCGACAGAACACCCUCCCCUCAAAAGAGGAUUGGCUUUCCUAGAUAACUUUGAUGGUGAUGAAGAAGAUGAUUCUGAUGGUGAUGAAGAUGACUCUGAUGGUGAUGAAGAGCACAGCCAAUUCGAGACCAAUAAAAGCACCCUUUAG